This is a messenger RNA of Talaromyces proteolyticus, 1014 nucleotides long. RefSeq names its product putative killer toxin sensitivity protein. Gene Ontology annotation, molecular function: tRNA binding. Gene Ontology annotation, cellular component: elongator holoenzyme complex; nucleus; cytosol. Bases 1 to 1014 code for a protein of 337 amino acids. NCBI's taxonomy places the organism in Eukaryota, Fungi, Ascomycota, Eurotiomycetes, Eurotiales, Trichocomaceae. The record is from RefSeq and is a predicted model, not a curated record. The transcript has 3 exons. Gene Ontology annotation, biological process: tRNA wobble uridine modification.
AUGUCGUCGAGAAAUAACCUCUCGCAUCGGCGCACCCAUAAUUUGCUCUUGAUUUCGAAAUUGCUUAGCCUGCGAGACACAGCUUCCCCGCUGACGCUGAUAUUGGAUUCGUUGGAACAGCCUGCGAAGCCAUUACUGAAAGAAUAUAUACGACGUGGCCAGCUGUCAAAAACACAUAUUACGUUCAUUUCUUUUGAAUCAUUGAAAAAGCCCAACGGUGUGGACUCGUUCAUCUUUGCUCGACGAAAGAAACCGGUCGACUUGGCCAAGGAAGUCGCUGCUGUUGCUCCGUCCUCGUCUAGUGGGCCAGCUCGAAGGCGUCUUAUUAUCGUUGAUGCCGUAAACCCCCUUCUCAGCAAGUCGGAAAUACAUCUUCCGUCCUAUCUGGGCUCCCUUAUUGCCCCAAGCAAUGCAGCAGCACCAACUCAGACGUCAAUGGUCGUGACGUAUCACCACGAUGUCGUCGGAAUCAAAAACCGCCAGCCAUAUGUGCCGUCAGACCUAACAUUGCUAAGUUACCUAGGAACUACUAUCCUUACCAUCCACUCUCUGUCCCACAUCCUCGCGCAGAAAGAUGCCCGGGAUCGAAGUCUUGCAGCCCCGGUCUUUGGGCUGGAAGAAGAGCAAGAAGGGGUCCUUGUAGGCAGGCACGACCAGGAGCAUUCAGGGGGCAUUGUGAUUGAAAUGGAGCAUCGACGCAAGAGCGGCCGCGGGGUUGUGGAGUGGUAUUUCUUGCCUCCAGCGAGCUCCUACCAGCCCCAAGAGCUGAGGGAGGUUGUUACGCUGCUAGAAGACCACCCGUUGUAUCAACGCCCUGAGGACGACGUACCGCUAGAGGAGGAGCCGGGUUCUACGUUUGAGUUGAAACUUACCGAGCGUCAGCGCCGUGACAGAGAAGGCGUCGUUUUGCCUUAUUUUGAUGCGCAAAAAGGCGACGGUCCGGGAGAAGGAGGACGGAUCUUGUAUGAUAUGGGAGAAGAAGACGAUUUUGACGAAGAGGAGGACGAAAUUUGA